Helobdella robusta is the source of this 402-nucleotide messenger RNA. RefSeq lists its product as hypothetical. NCBI's taxonomy places the organism in Eukaryota, Metazoa, Annelida, Clitellata, Rhynchobdellida, Glossiphoniidae. Bases 1 to 402 code for a protein of 133 amino acids. The transcript is spliced from 3 exons. The record is from RefSeq and is a predicted model, not a curated record.
AUGAAAUGCUCAUGCCUGACAGUUUGUAAUUACAAAUUGAGGAGAAAAUUGAAAAAGGCAAUUAACAGAGCCAUGAGUCUCUUGGACGAUAACAACUGUCAUAGCACUCUACUACAUGUCUUAUCAUCCCCAAAUAACAAGAAUAAUAUUAAUAAUAAUUCAAAAUGUAGGGAUGGGCAAAGAUGUUUUUUGAAGAAAUUGAACUACCAAAAUGAUAUUGUUUGCCCUUCUGAUGACAAUUUUUCAUGCUUUGCUAAGGGCAGAGAAUACGGAAGUUCGUCUAUCACGCACCAGUAUACCGAGCAAGAACGUGAGAUGUUGGCUGAUUAUGAAAGUCUUGAGUAUCUACCAUACCAUAGCUACGUUUAUAGAGAGUGGACCAGAAACCACCCAGCACAGUAG